Messenger RNA from Aspergillus steynii IBT 23096, 1062 nucleotides. RefSeq names its product tRNA 2'-phosphotransferase. The transcript is spliced from 2 exons. Gene Ontology annotation, biological process: tRNA splicing, via endonucleolytic cleavage and ligation. The coding region runs from base 105 to 983 and encodes 292 amino acids. The record is from RefSeq and is a predicted model, not a curated record. Gene Ontology annotation, molecular function: tRNA 2'-phosphotransferase activity. NCBI's taxonomy places the organism in Eukaryota, Fungi, Ascomycota, Eurotiomycetes, Eurotiales, Aspergillaceae.
AACCCCGCAACGCCAAAGGCAAAGGCAAAGGCGGACGCGACGUACUCGUCUCCAAAGCCCUCAGCCACCUCCUCCGACAUGCGGCAGAAAAGGAAGGCGUCAAGAUGGACAGCCAGGGAUACGCCAACGUGGCGGACGUGCUCGCAUGGAGAAAAAUCAAAUCAUUGCAAACCACCUUCCCGGAGAUCUUGAACGCCGUCUCGUCGUCGGAUAAGAAGCGCUUUGCGCUGUUACACAUCCCCUCUGCUGAGGUGGAACGGGAUACCCCUGCCACGACAUCGACUACGUCCGAAGACAAGCGCGAAGGAGAGGUGUUACAUGAGAAAGACGCGAUUACGUUGGACCAGAAUACGGCGGUCCCUACGACGAGUGCGGCGCAAGAAACGGCCACCGCAACAGCGCUUGCUGUGCAGGAUCAGAAUCCUUCUCACUUUUUGAUACGAGCGACCCAGGGUCAUAGUAUCAAGAGUGUGGAGGCGGAGUCCCUUCUUGAGAAGAUUUCUUUGGAGGACAAGUCGAAAUUACCGAAGACUGUGGUGCAUGGAACGUUCCAUGGCGCUUGGCCGGCAAUCCUGAAAUCAGGCGGGUUGCGAUCUAUGAACAGGAAUCAGGUGCACUUUGCGACAGGGCCGACGUUGGAUACCGUACUUUCUGCGCAACCCGAGGGUCAGGCACAAUCAAACGAGCCGCAGGUGAUAUCGGGGAUGCGACGAGAUGCACAGAUUCUGAUUUACAUCAACAUCGAGAAAGCACUGGCUGCGGGAUGUCCAUUCUGGCGCAGUGAGAACGACGUCAUUCUCAGUGGAGGGAUUGCAAGUGGCAAUGGAGAUGACAAGCUCGUUCCUUUGGAGUUUGUCGACGUUGUAGUAGAGCGCAAACGGGGCAUGGGGAAGAUCUGGGAGAAUGGACAAGUACUCCAAGAGCUGCCGGCUGAUUUGACCAAGAGGAAUCCCAAGGGAAAUCAGGGGAAUAAGAAGAACUGAGGAUGAGCUGUAUAGACGCUACUAUAGAUCUUUAGAUAUCUAAAUAGCAGCUCCUCGGUCGUCAUUUCAUGGGCCCUGC